Molecule: messenger RNA, 3328 nt
Organism: Cajanus cajan (pigeon pea)
Lineage: Eukaryota; Viridiplantae; Streptophyta; Magnoliopsida; Fabales; Fabaceae
Product: kinesin-like protein KIN-7E
Biological process (GO): microtubule-based movement
Molecular function (GO): ATP binding; microtubule binding; microtubule motor activity
Source: RefSeq, a predicted model, not a curated record
GCCGAAAGAAAAAGCAGGGACACAAUCGUCAUUUAACCUUCCCACCUCCCACCGCUGCGAGGGUGAGAACAUAAAAAGUCAAAUUAAAAAAAUUGAUAACAAAGAAACAAAUAGAAACAUGGAAGAAAAUAGAAACAGAUCGGAUUUACGCGCCCGCUGGUCCAUUCUCAACUACGAUGCGUGUUAGCUUCAGACUCUGAAGAGAAAGAGAGAGAGAGAGAGAGAGAGAGAGUGAACCGACGAAGACUCUCUCUCUCACUCGCAUUGUUUCUGUUUCAGAUCGUGAAGUCGUUUCAGAUUCUCACUGUUCUAUUCCAUUCCCUUACGGAGAGUCAUGAGCUUCUUCUGAGUUCAGAUUAGCUUGUUAAUUGGGUUGGAGAAAACCUUGAGGUUUACGGAGAAAUGGGAGCUAUUGCUGGAGAAGAGCUGCUGAAAUGGGAGAAGAUGCAAGGAGUGAGUGGACGCGAAGAGAAGAUCCUUGUGUCAAUAAGGUUGAGGCCUCUGAAUGAGAAGGAAAUUGCUGCUAAUGAAUCGGCAGAUUGGGAAUGCAUUAAUGAUACUACCAUUCUGUACCGGAACACACUGCGUGAGGGUUCCACAUUUCCAAGUGCCUACACAUUUGACAGAGUAUUUCGGGGUGAUUGUGUCACACGGCAGGUAUAUGAGGAAGGAGCCAAAGAAGUUGCUCUUUCAGUUGUCAGUGGAAUUAACUCAAGUAUCUUUGCAUAUGGGCAAACAAGUAGUGGAAAGACAUACACGAUGGUUGGAAUAACCGAAUAUGCAGUUGCAGAUAUUUUUGACUACAUAAAGAUGCAUGAAGAAAGAGCAUUUAUAUUGAAGUUCUCAGCAAUUGAAAUCUACAAUGAAAUUGUUAGAGACCUCCUCAGCACUGACAACACUCCACUUAGGCUCCGUGAUGAUCCUGAGAAAGGGCCCAUUUUAGAGAAACUCACUGAGGAGACUCUACGGGACUGGGGGCAUUUAAAAGAGCUUAUAGCCUUCAGUGAAGCUCAGAGACAGGUGGGAGAGACAUAUCUAAAUGAAAAGAGUUCAAGAUCUCACCAAAUUAUCAGAUUGACAAUGGAAAGUUCUGCCAGGGAAUUCCUGGGCAAAGGCAACUCAGCCACCCUAGUUGCUAGUGUGAAUUUUGUUGAUUUGGCAGGGAGCGAGCGCGCAUCUCAGGCAUCAUCAGCUGGGAUGAGAUUAAAAGAAGGUUGUCAUAUAAACCGGAGUUUACUUACUCUUGGAACAGUUAUUCGUAAGCUUAGUAAGGGAAGACAUGGACACAUCAAUUACAGAGAUUCCAAGUUGACACGCAUACUGCAGCCUUGCUUGGGUGGAAAUGCUAGAACAGCUAUCAUUUGCACUUUGAGCCCUGCACGAAGCCAUGUUGAGCAAACCAGAAAUACACUUCUUUUUGCUUGUUGUGCAAAAGAAGUCACCACUAAAGCACAAGUGAAUGUCGUGAUGUCUGAUAAGGCUUUGGUCAAGCAUUUGCAAAAAGAGGUGGCUAGAUUGGAGAGUGAGUUAAGAACUCCUGGUCCUGCUACCUCCAGUUGUGAUUAUGCAUCAUUGUUGAGAAAGAAAGAUCUCCAGAUAGAAAAGAUGGAGAAGGAGAUUAGGGAGAUAACAAAGCAACGUGACCUUGCUGAAUCAAGGGUUGAGGAUUUGCUGCGCUUGGUUGGAAAGGAGCAGAUGUCUGGAAAAGAAGGGGAAGAUAUCUGGGAAGAUGACUGUUCAGUAUCGGAGUCCUCGAGCAUUUGUGGUCCACAUCGUCCAGAAACACACAUUAGAGAGUUCAACAAUCCUCAUUAUAAUGAAGAUAGUGGAAGUAAUCUUGAUGAAGAACCUGAUGAUUACUGCAAAGAAGUUCGAUGUGUUGACAAUGGGGACUUAGCUUUGUCGAUGUCUGGAGAGGAAAGUGGAAUAAGCCAGGAAAUAUCUACACAUUUGAAUGAAGAUACUGGAGAUAGUCAGAUCCAAGAAAAUUCAACAUUGCUGGAGCAGAGACUGCAUGAUGUACAGUCAACUAUUGAUUCUCUAGUAUGUCCUUCCCCUGAUGAACAAUCUCCAGAGGUCACGUCAGAAAAUAUGUCGAAUUAUAAGAAUCUUAAAUUAACUAGAAGCUGGAGUUGUACGGAAUAUCGCAUGACUGGUUCUCCUGAGAGAGUAGGAGAAAUACAGAGGACUCCAGCUAAUGGAUAUGAACAAGGAUUCCCUGGAAGGCCAGAUAGUUUCCGGAGAAAGUUUCUUCCAUUAAAUUAUGAUGGUUCCACAAGAUUGUCAAGGAAUGGUUCUCAGUCUUCCAUUGGAAGUCCUUCUGUGGAUAGAGCCAGCAGCAUAAGAACAUCUGCUGAUGAGGAUAUUACUAGCAUCCAGACUUUUGUUGCUGGGAUGAAAGAAAUGGUCAAACAAGAAUAUGAGAAGCAGCUUGUGGAUGGUCAGGAUCAGGAGACAGGAAGAAAGAGGAACGUGAAAGAUGUAGGUGUGGAUCCGAUGUUGGAGGCACCUGGAACUCCUUUAGAUUGGUCUCUGCAGUUCAAGAGACAGCAAAAAGAGAUAAUUGAACUGUGGAAAUCUUGCUCUGUACCAUUGACCCACAGGACCUACUUCUUUCUUUUGUUCAGGGGUGACCCAACAGACUCCAUUUACAUGGAGGUAGAACUCAGAAGACUAUCCUUUCUCAAAGAAUCAUUUUCUGAUGGAAACCAAUCUGUGAAAGAUGGUCAAACAAUCACACUAGCUUCAAGUGUGAAAGCUCUUCGCCGAGAAAGAGGAAUGCUUGUGAAGCUUAUGCAGAGGAGGCUUUCGGAGAAGGAGAGAAAAAGGCUGUACGAGGAGUGGGACAUUCCAUUGGAUUCAAAGCGCAGGAGGAUGCAACUAGCGAGCCGUUUAUGGAGCGACACUGAUAUGAACCACGUAAUGCAAAGUGCCACAAUAGUUGCAAAGUUAGUCAGGUUUUGGGAGCGGGGCAGCCCUGAAGGAGAUGUUUGGGCUUAGCUUCACACCCCAACUCACUGGGCGGAGAUCUUACUCGUGGAUAAAUAGCUGAGCAUCUCAUUUGUAAUCGUUUUAUUUUUUGGCCCCCAUGUGUACAGCGUUAGAGAAAUUUUACCAGAGAUGUAUGAGUUCAUGAUUAAGCCAAUUUGGGCGAUGUCUUGUCUUUUAUGGUUUUGGUGUAUCAUUUAACGAAUUGACAUUUUUCUUCUUUUCUUUACUUUAAUUUCUUGGUGCAAGGUUUGUUGUGUUGCUUGUUUCAUUGUAAAAUACUUGAAUCUCUCCCUCACUUUGGACCAAGUCUAUAUACUUUUGUAUAUUACACCGAGAC